CUAUGGAGUUGUUUCUUGUAGUGGGUUUCCCAGGGGAAAAAAAAAUGCAUCUUCAAUAGCAUUCAUUUAUGUGUUUCUUUGAAAGCAUUGGAGAAUUUGUUUGCAGUGAAAUUGGAUACCUCUGGCCUGGAUUUGCUUUAACUCCACCCCUAGGUGGAUCUGAGCUUGUCUGUGGGGGAAGUGCUUCUGAGUAAAUGAAAGUAAAACUUAGCUGGAGCCAUUUUAAGUCUACAAGCCGUGUUGUCUCCAUAGGACCAAGGGAAGAUGUUUUAUUUUCAUGCUAUCAAAGUUAUUCCUCUUUACUUUUAAACAGGGAUGUUAGACUGCAAGAGCUAUUAUACGAACCAAAGAACUAGCCUUUGGAGGCUUACUGUCACCCUUAGCUCCUUUCUCCUUCUCUAGAGGGAAGUUUUCCUGUAGUUAAUGGAUUAGUUUACACCACGGGAGUUUCUUUUCUUGUGCUCAGAUAAGUGAGAUGAAUUAUGCUCAUCGGUAUGGACGAACUUCAGGGGUGUUCCCUCGACAGACACCGUAACCAUCAGUUACAAGACUAUGAUCGAAGCAAACCCAGACAACAGCUGGGGCAGGGAUUCUUUCCCGAUAGAUUCCGAAAUCAGCAGAUAGAGUUCCUGAGGGGACAGAUCCUAGAAGUGCCCCUGAUCAGACAGCAGACAUCAACAUCUUUUCCGGCCAGGGAGAGGCCAAGUUUUACAGGACCACCUGCUGGUGUGAGGCAGCCUGGGAACUGGAAUAUUGUAAGGCCACCUCCUAGCAAUCCCCCCCCCUGGAAAGGCUCACAUUCCCCAAGAGGCAGAGCCACAUCGAGGCAAGGUGUGUCUAAGCUUACCUUUAAUUUCCAACAGCUGUCUAUCAGUCAAGAUCAGGAAGAAAGGAUUUUGAAACUUUUAGGGGACCUUGGGGAAGGGCAGUCUGCUACAGUAUAUGACCUUGCCAAGAAACUUGGGGUCCAAAAGAAGGAAGUAAAUCGAGUUUUGUACCAUCUGCUGAAGCAGGGCAAGCUACACAAGGAAGAAGGCACACCCCCCAACUGGAGUAUCCCAACCCAAUUCCAUGGUUGGAGACAGUCUAACCAAGCUCUGAGACAGGGUUUCAAAAAGGGUCCAAACAAAAGCCCCAGUUCAGAUUUGAAAGACAGAAAUUUUAUACCUGACUCAGAUCCAUUUAGUUUUGUCGACAUGGCUGAGAUCAAGGAGAAAAUCUGUGCCUACUUAUUUGAUGUUCCAGAUUCCUCCGCGCUGAACUUAGCCAAAAACAUCGGCCUUGCUAGGGCCCGAGAUGUAAAUACCUUACUCUUUGACUUGGAAAGGCAGGGAGAUGUUCGAAGAGAAGGAUUCACUCCUCCCAAGUGGUCACUGACAGUCAAAAAGCGAGAGAGAAUGCAAUUUAAAAAAAAUGAAAAUAUCCCAGUAGAUAGCCAGACAGGUAUUGGGGUUGACCCAGGUAACUCAGAUGUCACCACCACAUGCACUACUAAGAAAGAAGAGGAUACUGUUGAGAAUGGACAUCAGCCACCAUCAGGGCCCACAGAGGAUGGCAAUGUGGCCGUCCCAGGAUUGCUUGAGGAACCCCCAUUUCGAUACAGUAACCCCUUAGACCUGAGUGUUGAAAAUGGUCAGUGGGCCACAGACGACAUCCCAGAUGAUUUAAAUAGCAUUAAACAUGCAGACGACCUGCACUCCAUAAUGGAUCUACCCACCUACAUGGCCCGUGUUGGUGCCUCAUCACAGUUCACAGCUAUCAAGAAACUAACAGCUUGCCGACAGAAGAACCCCAUCAGUGGACUGUUAGAGUAUGCUCAAUUCACCUGCCAGACCUGUGAGUUCACACUCUUAGAACAGAGUGGCCCGUCACACGAACCCCGAUUUAAAUACCAGGCUGUGAUCAGUGGCCGACGGUUCCCUCCAGCAGAAGCUGGCAGCAAGAAGCUGGCCAAGCAAGAUGCCGCUGCAAAAGCCAUGACAGUCCUAUUUCAAGAGUCUGGAGUCCAGGAGAGAAGGAGCUCUGCAGGGCUACCUCAACCCAUGGAAGAGGGAUCAGAGAAGCCUUCACCUCCAGAGCCUGAAUCCUCUUCUGUCGGCUCCUCAAGUGUUCUUUUUGGGAAGAACCCCAUUAGUGUAUUGAUGGAGCAUGUGCAAAAAUCCGGGAGCUCCUGUGAAUUCCUCCUCAUAUCCCAGGAAGGCCCAGCUCAUGACCCCAAGUUUAAAUACUGUGUAAAGUUGGGAGGUCAGACGUUUCCAACCAUGAUGGCCAAUAGCAAGAAGGCAGCAAAGCAGAUGGCAGCUGAGGUGGCUGUGAAGACUCUCUGUGGAGAUCCUAGCCUGAACCCUUGGACCAAGCAGCCAAACCUUGACUACUUUAGUGAUCAUCUUGGUGCCCUAGCAGAUCCAGCAGCUCUCAAGGCAAAGAAGAUUGGGGAUCUUAUCAAGUACCUGAAUGCCAAUCCUAUCAGUGGCCUGUUUGAAUAUGCCCGGUCCAAUGGCUUUGCUGCAGAAUUCAAGUUGGUAGACCAGUCUGGACCUCCCCACGAGCCCAAGUUCAUUUACCAAGCAAAAGUUGGGGGUCGCUGGUUCCCAGCCGUCAGCGCACACAGCAAGAAGCAGGGCAAGCAGGAGGCGGCUGAUGCAGCCCUGCGGGUCCUGAUUGGAGAGACAGAGAGGGCUAAGCGCACAGGGGCCUUGGGCAUUUCAGAGCUUCCUCUGACUGGUAGCACCCUCCAUGAUCAGGUGGCAAUGUUGAGCCACCAGUGCUUCAGCUCUCUCACUGCACCCAUACAACAUAGCCUGCUUGGCCGAAAGAUCCUGGCCGCCAUCAUCAUGAAGAAAAGCGAUGAUGACCUGGGCCUCGUGGUCAGCUUUGGAACAGGGAAUCGCUGUGUAAAGGGAGAAGAGUUGAGUCUAAAGGGGGAGACAGUCAAUGACUCCCAUGCUGAAAUCAUCUCCCGGAGGGGCUUUAUCAGGUUUCUCUACCAUGAGUUAAUGAAAUACAGCCCUGUGACCUGGAAAGACAGUAUAUUUGAGCUCGCCCAUGGAAAUAAGCUACAGAUAAAAAAGAAUGUGACUUUCCACCUUUACAUCAGUACUGCCCCUUGUGGAGAUGGCGCCCUCUUUGACAAGACCUGUAGUGAUCCUCCAGAGGGUUACAUGGACACCCAGCACCAGCCACUCUUUGAGAACCCUAAACAAGGCAAGCUACGCACCAAGGUAGAAAACGGAGAAGGUACAAUCCCAGUGGAGUCGAGUGACAUCCUGCCAACGUGGGAUGGCAUUCAGCAUGGAGAAAGACUUCGUACUAUGUCCUGCAGUGAUAAGAUUCUUCGUUGGAAUGUGCUUGGCCUGCAGGGGGCAAUGCUCUCCCACUUCUUGCAGCCUAUUUAUCUCAGCUCAGUCACUCUUGGUUACUUGUACAGCCAGGGUCACCUGACACGGGCAAUCUGCUGCCGUAUGUCCAAAGAGGAAAAUACAUUCCGAGAAGGGCUAAAGCCUCCAUACACUGUCAAUCAUCCAAAGGUGGGCAGGGUCAGUGUAUACGAUUCCGCAAGGCAGACUGGGAAAACCAAGGAGUCCAGUGUUAACUGGUGUGUGACUGACAGAACUGAAAUCGAGGUCCUGGAUGGCACCAAAGGCAAAGUGGAAGGACCAAGGCUCGACGUGUCCCGUCUCUCCAAGAGGAGCAUGUUCAGCCUGUUUCAGCAGCUGUGUGCCCACCACAACCGCAAGGACCUACUGAGGCUUGUUUCCUAUAAUGAAGCCAAGGAAGCUGCCCAGGACUACCAGGUGGCCAAGCGCUACUUCAUAAAAGGCCUGAAGGACAUGGGCUUCGGCAGCUGGAUCAGCAAACCUCUGGAGGAAAAGAACUUUUCCCUCUGUGAUGCAUAGUGUGCUCAGCCGGUCGUUCAGGGGUGUUUUCAGGGUUUGGGGUGGGAGGCGGGUGGUAGCACUCUUUUAUUAUGUUGGUGUUUUAUUCUGUUUUUAAUGGACCCAGGAUUGCUAAUAUUUAGGGCUUUGGGUUCCCAUUUGUCCUGCCUCCUUUGGGGUUGUCAGGGUGGGGGAGGGUGAGCGAGGCCUUGCCACCACCUGUAUUCCCAGAGAAGAGGCAGAAAUCUGUGGGCAAGAGAAAAGCUCUUCCUUCUGUAAUAAGCAAAAGCAAUCAUUGGGCAAAUGCAAGCUGUUCCCUCAAGCUUUUUCUUUGCUACAUUCACUUCUUGAGGUCUUGAUUAGGUUCCAGUCAACUCUUUGUGAUUCAGAGACUGAUAUAAUUUGUGGAUUAUCCCAGGCCCUUUGGCUUCUCACCUUCCCUUCUUUCGCCUUCCUUAAACUGUCUGGCUCCUCCACAUUUCCCCUGAGGAGGGUGAAUGCAGUGGAAUGCAGAAUUUCAGGUACUGGGCAAAAUAUUUGCAAAGAAAAGAAAGGCUGAAGUGACACAGUCAACUUGGUUAUCUGUGCCAGUAAAGGAAAGUGUUAGUAUAAUCAAAACCUAUGGCUGAUCUACCCAGAAAACCCAGCAGUCAUGUGUCCUUCUCCCUCGUUGAGAGUGGGUGGAUGUGGAAAGCAUAAUACUGACUCGUAGCGAUAAUGGGAGGGAGGAAGCAGAGGAGGAAAGAAACUCUUCAGGGCUGCAUUUUUAGUUCCCCAAUUCAAUAAGGCAAAAACACUACUGGAGGGGGGUGGAGCCCCCAAAUCCCAGCUAUUAUUAAACCCCAUUGCUGGUGAUUGCUUGCAUAGUAAUUUCCCUACUAAAGGUAAGAGGGCCUUUACCCCAAAACAGCUGAGUGGUACAAACCCUGAAUCAGAUCCCAAAGGUGGUACAUAACCACCUCAGCUUAAAUCUGUGAUCAGCUAAUCAAUGGGGAACAAGAAGAAGGAGAGCAUGGCAGCUGCCAUGCUGGGAGGGCUCAGGCCAGCUUCAGUUCAAUCAAGUACUAGAGAUCUCUUGCUAGCUGUGCCAAGGAAUGUUGACUUAUAUUGGCAAAAAUAGGGGGGUUAAAAAUACACUUUAUUAAUUUUUCAUUCCCACAGGUAACCAAGAAUUUUCAUUCAAAUUUAAAAUUAGUACCUUAAUCCUUCAAUUAUAUUAGAAGUAUUUCCAUGUGGUUUUGAUAAUUGAUUUCUAGAGAUGACUCUCGACCAGUACAUAGGCCCAUAGGAUGGUUCCUUUCCCCUGCUUGUUAGGGAGAAAGUGGACAUUGUAGGCAAAAAACAAGGUUUCCUGAAAUUGCUAACUUAACUCUGAGUUAGAUGCUUAGGCCCAGUGUCUCCUUGGCCCGAGAAAUUCUUGUCUCCACCUCCAUCACCUUAACUCUCAAGCUGGGGUAAAGAUUAGCCAGAAACCUGAGGGAGAAUAGCAGAAACAUUUCACCCUUAACAUCUGUCUUUUCUCCAGCUCUGCCUAGAAUGGUACUGAUACAGUUAUACCUGUUAUCUUGCCAAGACAUCCCCCUUCCUGUUCUCCAAGCAGUCUACUGGUCCAGCUCUCUGUUCAUAUCUCCACACCUCCAGAGAAACACAAACAUAAACAUACACACAUUCAUAUCGAUAUAUAUAUGUAUCUAUAUACACACAUUCGCUCUGUAGCUCCUGCAGUCUAUUUUCUUAAUCAGAAAUUAUCUAAGGUGAGUGAGGAAAGCCAGGAUGUUGUGACAUGGUAAGAGUAUCUUUGCAGCAUACCAGAAAGUCCCAAGGAACUUGUGGGAAAAUAGUGCCCCAUCUGCUGAGAAGGGCUAGGGCUCUUGUCCCCAGUCUCCAGUAUACAUUUCAUCCCUUUGAAUCAUAGGUUGGAUGAAGCUGGUAAUAUCCUGGGACCUGCCCCAGGGGGACAGUGAGAUCCUGUGACAACUGUGGUUAGGAACCUCCUAGAAAGAAGUGCUUUCGUCCCAGGUCCCCAGAUUAAGAGCAUUAUCAUCUCUUUCUUCCUCCUUUAUUACUGGUUGAUGGAAGUGGAGUAUUUGACAACCCCCACCACAGUCUGCCUUGGUUGUACAUUAGAAAGCCUCCAACAAACACACUUUCUUGGCUCUGGCUCUCAUCAUGAAGAAUGGUGAAUGUUAUUCUUAUGAUAGAGCUCAAAGGUGUCAAACACACCUCCGUCCCUCAUUAGUGAUUCUGUUUCUGCCACAAGAGCAUUGAGCAAGGGAUGUGUGUUUGAGCCUGUGGUAAUCCUACCCUACUCUUCCUUCCUACUUCAUUCACCACCACCACCACCACCUCCCUUUGUCUGCUGUUGAGCAGUGGAGGAGGGGAGGUGCAAUUUCCCAAGGAUGGAUCUGAUAGCAUUUUGUGAGAUUUCUUCUUGGCUCUUUUCUUUUAAUAAGCCCCUUAUCACGAUCCUCCUCCACCUUCCUACCAAAGGGUGGGAAAAUGCUGUGGUUGAUAAGCCUGAACCAUUGCAAUUAUAUAUCCCGUAGAGAAAUCACUUAGCAUAAAUUUUCUCCACCUGAACCAAUUUCCCUUUUGAACCUGAAGGGACUUAGUUUGCUGUUUGGGGGGCUUUUGGCAAUAGCUCUUAAGAGCAGAAAGAGAAGCAAAUGUAAAUGUGAGAAAACUGACCACAAUAUGCUUGUUUUAUAAUUCCGCCUUUAAGUAUCCCUAGUUAUCAGUGAUUGAAGAUAUACAUUCCUCAUAAGAAAUAAAGGAAACUUUCUGUGUUGUUAGACAACCUUAGUUCUAUAACUCAUUUGGUGAGUUAAAAAUGUGGAGAGGGAACCGUAAGACCCGGGAUUUUUUAAAUGCUGAGGAGCUGAUUGCAAACCUGUUCUGGAGAGCUAGUGCAUCUGCUUGAUGGCAGAAGGAAGCAUUUCAAAGGGGCUGCUGAAACAAAGGGAAACUGUAUUUUGGCUGUAUUUGCCAGUGGGAACAUCACAGACAGCUCCCAGCCCCAGCCUGCUCCAUCAGUGUCCUCCUGUUGGCAUCACUUUUUCCACAGGGCCUUGGUCUGCUUUUUUUUUCCAAGGUCAGAGCAUAUUGUAAACUAGACCAGCUUUGACUGCUUGUUUUAAUGGAAUUGGACUUCGGCCAUUUGCUUUUUGAUGCGUUGAUAAUACCUUGAAUGUGUCUCUCCCCUUCCUUUUAUGGAGUACCCAUUAUUUCCUAAGGGACCUGUUGUUUCUUUUAAUCUCAUGAAGUUGCUUGCAAAAUAUGUAGGUGUGUACUUUGAAAAAGAAAAUAAGUAUUGCAUCAACCUAUAUGGAAGCUAGUUAAGAUUAAAAAACCAGAUCAUUUUCCUUUU
Trichosurus vulpecula (common brushtail) is the source of this 7242-nucleotide messenger RNA. It is a transcript of the gene ADAR, whose product is annotated as adenosine deaminase RNA specific. Gene Ontology annotation, cellular component: nucleolus; cytoplasm. The coding region runs from base 483 to 3896 and encodes 1137 amino acids. NCBI's taxonomy places the organism in Eukaryota, Metazoa, Chordata, Mammalia, Diprotodontia, Phalangeridae. Gene Ontology annotation, biological process: adenosine to inosine editing; RNA processing. The transcript has 15 exons. The record is from RefSeq and is a predicted model, not a curated record. Gene Ontology annotation, molecular function: tRNA-specific adenosine deaminase activity; double-stranded RNA adenosine deaminase activity; double-stranded RNA binding.